Papilio machaon (common yellow swallowtail) is the source of this 1804-nucleotide messenger RNA. RefSeq names its product phosphoacetylglucosamine mutase (gene nst). The record is from RefSeq and is a predicted model, not a curated record. Gene Ontology annotation, molecular function: phosphoacetylglucosamine mutase activity. Lineage: Eukaryota; Metazoa; Arthropoda; Insecta; Lepidoptera; Papilionidae. Gene Ontology annotation, biological process: carbohydrate metabolic process; UDP-N-acetylglucosamine biosynthetic process. The coding region runs from base 116 to 1759 and encodes 547 amino acids. The transcript has 12 exons.
UCAGUCAGUCGAAGUUAACCGCUGUCAAAGCGGGAAUGUGAAAUUCUCGUUUGUUGAUUCCAAGUGAUUGUAUCUGAGUGAUACGCGGCCUUAUAUAUUAAUUUCACCCAACACGAUGCCGCCGAGUAGCCUUCGAGUCGUGUACGCGUUCGCCAGAGAAAUGCAUCCAAAAACUAGUGAAGUUUUCAUUCAAUACGGCACAGCCGGAUUCAGAACCAAAGCCAAUCUAUUAGAGCAUGUGGUAUACCGCAUGGGUCUUUUGGCAGUCAUCCGAUCUCGUGUGAAAAAUGGUCGCACGAUCGGCAUAAUGAUAACGGCUUCGCACAAUCUGGAGCCGGACAACGGCGUUAAACUGAUCGACCCCGACGGCGAGAUGCUGGAACAGAGCUGGGAGGAGAUCGCCACGAGGCUAGCUAAUGUCAGUGACAAUGACUUAGAAUCAACAACGGAGCAGAUAAUAAAGGAAGUGAACGCAGACAUGGCUCUCAAGGCGUCCGUCUUCAUUGGCAUGGACACUAGAUACACGAGUCCCCGACUUGCUGCGGCGGCUGUGCACGGUGUGAUCGCGCUGAAAGGCACGCCCAAGGAAUUCGGCAUCGUCACCACUCCCAUACUUCACUACUGUGUCAGAUGUCGCAAUGACAACACUUACGGCACUCCCACUGAAGAAGGUUACUACGAGAAGAUAGUGGGAGCCUUUAAAAACAUACGUCAGAAGUUACCAGUAGGGGGAGAGUAUACAACUACUUUGUAUGUGGAUGGAGCUAAUGGAGUCGGCGGAAAGAAACUAAAUAUUAUAAAGAAGAGUCUAGGAGAUGAGUUGGAUCUCGUGUUGUAUAAUUUAGGUGGGAAUGGAGGAAAAUUGAAUUUAAAUUGUGGUGCGGACUUUGUAAAAGUAUCUCAGCAGCCACCUGUAGGAGUAGAACAUAAGCCGUGGCAAAGAGUGGCAUCACUGGACGGUGAUGGUGACAGGAUUGUUUACUAUUACUUAGAUGACAAAAAUAAUAUGCACUUAUUAGAUGGGGACCGUAUCGCUACGUUACUAGCGAGUUAUAUAACGCAGUUGUUGAGCGCGUGCGGAGCUCAGCUUAGACUGGGCCUGGUACAGACUGCGUACGCCAACGGCGCCUCUACACAAUACAUCACACAACAACUUAAAGUGCCGGUGACAUGUGUGAAGACGGGCGUGAAGCAUUUACAUCACGCGGCUCAGGAAUACGACGUUGGUGUUUACUUCGAAGCGAACGGACACGGAACUGUACUUUACAGUGCCAAUGCUAAAACUAUUAUAGCAAAGAUUGCUGAAGAAGGUGAGGUAGAGCAACGUAAAGCAGCAGCUCUACUUCUGCAGUACAUAGAUAUGACCAACGAGACUGUUGGCGACGCGCUCUCUGACCUGUUCCUGGUGGAGACGGCGCUUUGUGCUCGCGGACAGGGUGUGAGACAGUGGAUGGAGGCAUACACUGAUUUACCCUGUCGACAACUUAAAGUUACCGUACAGGACCGUAAUGCUAUAUCAACGACUGAUGCUGAGCGUGUCUGCACCUCACCCGAGGGUCUGCAGACGAGGAUCGAGGAGUUGGUGGACGGCUACAGCAGUGGACGAGCCUUCGUACGUCCCUCUGGUACAGAGGAUGUUGUCAGAGUGUACGCUGAAGCGGACACGCAACAGUCGGCAGACAAAUUGGCAGCAGAAGUAGCGCAGGCGGUGUUUGACAUGGCGGGAGGUGUCGGCAAUAGACCUGUGUUGCCAGCUUAGAUAUCACAAACAUUUAAAUCAUUAACUAAUUUUAAUACAACGGUG